Molecule: messenger RNA, 474 nt
Organism: Prunus armeniaca (apricot)
Lineage: Eukaryota; Viridiplantae; Streptophyta; Magnoliopsida; Rosales; Rosaceae
Source: the annotation of a GenBank genome assembly
AUGGCUGCCAUCUGCGGUCGAGUCGCUCUUUCACCUAACCAGGGAUUCAAUCUCGCUAAAUCAGGGGAUAAACAUUAUUUUCAUAAACAAUGCUCAAGCCGGAGCAUCUUGAUGACAGCAUCAAGCACCAGGCUUGGAAAAGGUGGUGGGUUGCUGGAAAAGCCAACCAUAGAGAAAACAACACCUAGUCGUGACUCUGAAUUUGACUUAAGGAAAUCGAGGAAAAUGUCGCCGCCUUACCGUGUGAUGCUGCACAAUGACAACUACAAUAAGAGGGAGUAUGUUGUGCAAGUUCUGAUGAAGGUUAUCCCAGGAAUGACAGUUGACAUUGCAGUGAACAUAAUGCAGGAGGCACAUCACAAUGGCCUGGCAGUCGUCAUUGUGUGUGCUCAAGUGGAUGCAGAAGACCACUGCAUGCAGCUCAGAGGCAAUGGCCUUCUAAGUUCCGUUGAGCCCGCUAGCGAUGGAUGUUGA